This is a messenger RNA of Rhopalosiphum maidis (corn leaf aphid), 1510 nucleotides long. RefSeq names its product adapter molecule Crk (gene Crk). NCBI's taxonomy places the organism in Eukaryota, Metazoa, Arthropoda, Insecta, Hemiptera, Aphididae. Gene Ontology annotation, molecular function: protein binding. The coding region runs from base 599 to 1402 and encodes 267 amino acids. The transcript has 7 exons. The record is from RefSeq and is a predicted model, not a curated record.
AGUACAGCGGACUUUGGAAUCGUAGGUACCUACAACUAACGCGGUGUUGGUGCGUUUCGUUUUCGUGAUUGUAUUAUUACUUUUAUUUAAUUUUCAAACCGCGUAGGACAAGCGUCGAUGGUGUACAAAAACGGUAUACGUGCAUAUCAUAUAUCGUAUUAGUUAUUUUUAUUAUUACUUUUCGAUUUAUAUCGACGAAACCUCUUCGUCGUCUCUGGAAUCAUCAUCAUCAUCAUAUUGAACCAAAAAUCGGCAUUGUUUAAUCCCUUCAUCCUGAUCGCACGCCACUACUCCGUUUGGUUAGGUGUGUUUUCGGGAAAUAGGUACUCGAGGUUUUUGAUUUUUCUCUGCUACAAUACCCUGAACGAAAUAAGAUUUUUGACUACCAUGGUCUAGAGUCUCUUUCUAUACCAGAGUUUCCUGUAAUGGCAUGACUGACUGCACAUUAUACUGUUGAUUAGGAAAAAUUCACGUUGACCGAUUUGGAUUUCAACAGCCAUGCAAAUAUAAAUAAAUGACUGAAAAUAAUACUAUGAUUUUACUUUUUAUUUUAUUUCAAACUUUAUUUGUUUAGUAGUCAAUAAAAAAUAAUUUAAAAAUGGCUGCACAUUGUUUUGAUCCUAACAAUAAAGCCAGUUGGUAUUUUGGACAAAUGUCACGAAUUGAAGCUUCUGAUCUAUUAAUGGGUGAACGAGAAUGUGGAACAUUUUUAAUUAGAGAUAGUCUCAGUAUUCAAGGAGACUAUGUGUUAUGUGUGAGGGAAGAUAGCAAAGUUAGUCAUUAUAUUAUCAAUAAAAUACAAGAAAAUAAUGAAACAAAAUAUCGAAUUGGUGAUCAGAUGUUUGCUGAUUUACCUAGUUUAUUAGCAUUUUAUAAAUUACAUUACCUCGACACAACUCCUCUUUUGAAACCUGCUGUUAAACCAAUAGAAAAAGUUGUUGCCAAAUAUGACUUUGUUGGAAAUGAUCAAGAUGAUCUACCAUUUAGAAAAGGAGAUAUUUUGACAAUUCUUGUAAAAGACGAAGAACAAUGGUGGACAGCUAAGAAUAUAAUGGGUCAAAUGGGUUCUAUUCCAGUUCCAUAUGUACAAAAAUAUGAUGGAAAUCCACCAUUACCAAUGAAAGACAAUAAUCAAAUUCCUGGAUCUAAUAAUGAGUCGACAUUAAGGCGGUCUAGUCUUCAAAAAAAAUUACCAGCUCUAGCUAGAGUUAAACAAGUUCGUGUACCAAAUGCCUACGACAAGACAGCAUUAAAACUUGAAAUUGGAGACAUUAUCAAAGUAACAAAAACUAAUAUUAAUGGUCAAUGGGAAGGAGAACUCAAUGGUAAAACCGGACAUUUUCCAUUUACUCAUGUGGAGUUUGUAGACUCUGAAAUGAAUGAUUGUAUAAGUGACAGUUAAUUUUAAUAUUUUUUUUUUAUAGCUUCUCAGUUUUCUUAGUUAUUUUUAAAAUAAUUUUCCCUAAUGGCAACUAACUAGAUAGGUUAAUACAGACAUAUUUUAUUAUAA